Molecule: messenger RNA, 3774 nt
Organism: Tetrahymena thermophila SB210
Lineage: Eukaryota; Ciliophora; Oligohymenophorea; Hymenostomatida; Tetrahymenidae
Product: T-complex protein 10 carboxy-terminus containing protein
Exons: 9
Biological process (GO): centriole elongation; cilium assembly
Cellular component (GO): centriole; centrosome; nucleus
Molecular function (GO): tubulin binding
Source: RefSeq, a predicted model, not a curated record
AUGAACUCUAAUUAUCGCUAAAACAAUUUUAUAGACCAAGCAUAAGGCUUUGCCAGAAACAAUUAGGCUUAAAAUGAUCAAUCCUUUAAAUAAGCACCUAUAUUUUAGUCUCCUACUUCAAAUCCAUAUUUAAUUGGAAAUCCAAACAUACCAAAUAUAUAAUUAAAUCUAAAUUAGAAUUAAUAGAAUUAUCCUAUUUAGCGUAAUUCACAUUAAUCAAAUAAUUCUGGUAAUGCUAGCGUAGUUUCAUAAGACUAAUAAAUGAUGUAAAUGUUUAAUAAUAUGAUGAAUUUUUUUGUCGAGAAAGGCAUGGUAGAUCCUAAAUAAUUAAAUUAAAUGACACCUCGUACUAAAAACAAUAUAGAAUAAAUGUAUAGACAAGAGCAAUAAAAUUAUUUUAUGCAAUAGAUGCAGUCUAUUAACAAUUUCUAUUAGCAGUUGAAUACUUAAAACACCUAUGAUCCACAAGAUUAUCAGUAACAAGCAUCAAGAAAAGAUGUAAAUCAAUAACAGAGAUAUCCUCAUUUAUAUUAACCGCAUUAGCAUAGUGGAUAAAAACAAUAGCAAUUUCAAGGUAAUGAAAUGAAUUAUUAUUUAAAGAAUAUUCAGUCACCUUCUUCAAAUAAGAACUAAAACUACUACCAGUAAAUACAGCAAAUGUACGGGUAGAAUUUAGCUAAUUAAAGUUUAGAUAACGUAAGCUCUAUAAGUGGAGGUGAAUAAAGUAAUAACUUUAUUCCAAAUCCAAUGAAUUAUAAUAUAAAUGGGAGUAAUGUUUACCAGAAUCCACAUUAUAUCAAUUUAAAUAAUUCUUUGGAAUAGCAAUUAUAGUAUUAAAAUUACAUGAAAAAUGGUUCACCAACAAGCAACAAUUAAAUAUAUAACUACAAUUAUAAUUAAGGCAAAGUACUUAAUAUUGAUAAAAACGAAAGAAGUCAAGAUUAUAUCAAUAGUAAUGGAUAAAGAUUAAAUACUGUUGAGGAAGGAGAUGCAGAGAAAAAUAUAUACAAGUAAUAAGAAUAGUAAAGAUAUCAAUAAUAUCUCAUUUAGUAAAUGCAAGAAUAAUAACAGCAGAAUUAGAAAUAGAGAAGAUUGCUAGAUUAUGAUGAAAUUUUUAAUCUUAGCUCUAAUUAGGGAGACAGUUUAGCCAAUACUUAAAACAUGGCAAAUACAUAAAAUAUGGCAACAAAUUACGACAAUAUGCAAAUAAAUACAAAGUAUCAUCAAGAUAAUUUAAAAGCAAACUAAAAUCCUCUUUAAGUUGAAUAAGGACAAAGCUUAAGAGAUUUCGAUGAUCAACCUAUACAUUCUAUGGGUGCAACAAAAAAUUUUGAAGAGCUGAUCGAAGAAGAAAUGAAAAAAAAUAAUCUUAAAUAUGAAGACAGGUUUUUGAAUACAGAAUAAGAUAAACCCCCCAAAAAAAGAGGAGAUACUCCUUAGUUUAGAGAAGGAUCAGUGGGUAAUACAUCAAAAAGAAAUAAAACUGAAUCUCCCUAAAGGUUUUUAAAGUAAGGAGAAGGUAAAGGAGGUAGAACUACAAGUGUUUCUAUCAAAGACAAGAAUAAUAAAAAGUCAGGUUCAAAGAAAAGAAAAUAAGAUUCAAUUGAUGAAAGCCUUUAAUUCUAAAAAUUUGAGGAGAUUUUAUAGGAGAUUUCUGAAAAGAAAACAGACAUUUCUACUGACGAUAUUUUAAAGAUUUAGUAAGAGGAGUAAAAUAUUAUUGAAAUAAGGGGAGAGAAGGUGAGAUUAGACAAUAUAGAAAUAAGUGAAUAACUAGAAAAAGUUCUAAUUACUAAAUAUGUCAAUAACAAAAUAGAUGAUUUAAAUUUUUACAUAUAAAAGUUUUAAGCCAAUUACCAAAAAGCUAGAGUUUUUAAGUAAAACUAUGAGGAAAAUAUCAAAAAGUUUGAUUUAAUGAAAUAGAAUUAUGAGGAAAAGAUGAAAAAAGAAAGAUCUGAGUUUGAGGAUUACAAAGCUGAAUAAAAAAAGUUAAUAGAAGCUGAAUAUCGCUUGCUUAAAAAGCUUUAAUAAGAAAAAUUAACUUAAGCUAGUGCUAAUUAAAAACCUAAAGAUUAAUCUGCAGACAGGGAUGAAGAAGGCACAAUGAAAUCGCUACUUAGGUAUAAAGAAGAAGUGAAAAGCUUAAGAGAUAAAUUAGGUAGGCUUUAAUUCGAUUCUAAAAAGAAAAUCGAAGAAUUGCACCUAUCAUUAAAUAACACAAUCAAAGAUAACAGAAAACUUAGAAAAGAAUUAAAUGUUUUAAAAAAGCAGCUUGAGUAAUGUGAAGAUCUUAAAUACAUUGUUAGUCCAGCUUAAACUAUCAAAGAAGACCCCUCUGAAGACCAAGAUAAAUCUUCAAAUGAAAGAGAAAAGAGUUAAGAAAGGAAAAGUACAAGUUAAGAUUAAAACAAAAUACAAGAAAUUAAUGGAAUAAAAGAGCAAACCCAUCAGAAUGGAAAAGUAGAGAAAAAAAAUUUGAAAAAUCGUUAACCAUCACCUAAAAGCAGUAUCAUCAAUAUUCCCGCUUAAAAAAAGUAAUCUGAAAAAAUAAAUGAGAGUGUAGAAAGGCUGUCUAAUUAAGCAAAAAAAGAAGUAGAAAAGUAAACAACAACUGAUUUAAAAUAAACACAAAAUGGUAAACAAAGUGAAAUAUCAGCUAAAAAAGGCUAAAAAUUAUCAGAAAAUUUAAAAGAGCAAACUAGUAAACUUAAAAGUUUGAUAAAUCCAAAAAGCAAUAGCUAUAAAACGCCUAAAUUAAAUGAAGAGUAAAAAUAAUAAAAUCUCCCUUAAGAAUAAAAUGAUGUAAAAGAGCAAAAAAAGAAUAUUCCUAGAUAGUAGCCAUCGUCUGGAAGUAAAAAUGAAGUGAAAUCAUCCGCAAAUGGUUUGCAAACCCUAUAAAAUGCUUAAUAAGAAAAAAACAAUAGUACUACUGUCAACACUAAACCUAGCUAAAUAAAGAAAAUUCCCUUAUCUCGUUAUUAAUCUCUGAAAUAAUUCACAAUUGAAGAGAUUGGAAAAAACAUUGAUAUUUCAGAAUUUAAAUACUCAACCAAUAAAUAUUAUAUUAAAUAUUAACAGUUUUAAGAUUAAACCAAGAAAGCUUAGCAUGUAGAAAGUAACAAAGAUGGAUCUGUUGUAAGCACUUAUGAAAAAGGUAUUAAAGAGAUCAUUUAUAAAAAUAAAACAAAAUAAGUAAGUUUUAUUGAUGGCUACUAAAUUGUAAUUUUUCCAACUGGAGAUAUAAAAUAAGUAUUUCCAAAUAACAUAGAGUAGUAUUUCUUCAGCAGUAAUGAGGCUACAUAGACUACACUUUUAGAAGGAUAAACAAUUGUGUUAUUUUCUAAUAAUUAAAUUGAACUUACACUAUAGAAUGGAUAAAAACAGAUUAGGUAUCCUGAAGGUAUUAUGAAAAUUAAUGAAUAAAAUGGUGAUGAAAAAUUAAUUUAUCCAAAUGGAAUAGUUGAGACAAUUAAUGCUAAUAAAAUAAAGACAAUUAAAUACCCUGACGGAACAUCAUUUAUCCUGAUAAUACAGUGGUUUAAGGAGAUGAUUUAGCCUAAAACUGAUAACAUAUUAGAUUAAAAUAUUUAUAAAUUUUUAAUAAAAUUUUAAUGGAGUAUAUAUAUAAUAUUAAAUUUUAAAUAUUAAUAAAAUAUAUUAGUAAUUAUAUUAGAAUAUAUUUAAUUUUUAUAUUUACAUUUGUUUAUAGCGUAUAGUAUAAUAUCAUUUUAACUCUUCACAAGAUAUAUCAAAAAAUGGCAAUUAAAUAAUUGA